Dioscorea cayenensis subsp. rotundata (Guinea yam) is the source of this 1289-nucleotide messenger RNA. Its product is annotated as phosphoglycolate phosphatase 1A, chloroplastic-like. Gene Ontology annotation, molecular function: phosphatase activity. Lineage: Eukaryota; Viridiplantae; Streptophyta; Magnoliopsida; Dioscoreales; Dioscoreaceae. The transcript is spliced from 11 exons. The record is from RefSeq and is a predicted model, not a curated record. The coding region runs from base 98 to 1132 and encodes 344 amino acids.
CCAAUCAAACAAGACUCUCUCUUACUCUGUUCAAUACCAACGGCCAACAACCAAAGAGAGGAAAAAAUAAAAAAAAAGCGGCAAGGCAACCUUUAAGAUGAUGCUUGUGAGCAGGGUCGCUGCUCUCUCCUUCGUCUCCCUCCCAAAUCGCACUCUCUUCUCCUCUCCCUCCUCUCUAUUCCCACCUGUGAGGCUCCGCAAUUCGAGAAUGGCUUCGUUCUCCCCGGUCCGCGCAUCGGCGCAGAAGCUCCAGAAACCUGACGAGCUCAUCGACUCCGUCGAGACCUUCAUCUUUGAUUGCGAUGGCGUCAUAUGGAAAGGGGAUAGCUUGAUUGAUGGCGUGCCACAAACCCUUGAUAUGCUUCGCUCCAAAGGGAAAAGAUUGGUUUUUGUGACAAAUAAUUCUACCAAGUCUAGGAAGCAGUAUGGGAAGAAAUUUGAGACCUUGGGUUUGAAUGUCAAUGAGGAAGAGAUUUUUGCAUCAUCUUUUGCAGCAGCAGCCUAUCUGAAGUCAAUUGACUUCCCUAAAGAUAAGAAGGUAUAUGUGAUUGGUGAGGAUGGAAUCUUAAAGGAACUAGAGCUUGCUGGUUUUCAGUACCUAGGUGGUCCGGCAGAUGGUGACAAAAAGAUAGAGUUGAAACCUGGUUUCUAUAUGGAGCAUGACGAGAAUGUUGGAGCUGUUGUGGUUGGUUUUGAUCGUUAUUUCAACUACUACAAAGUUCAGUAUGGAACACUUUGCAUACGUGAAAAUCCCGGUUGUCUUUUUAUUGCAACAAAUCGUGAUGCUGUAACUCACCUCACAGAUGCUCAAGAAUGGGCAGGUGGUGGUUCCAUGGUCGGUGCAAUCCGUGGAUCAACUCAAAAAGAGCCUCUUGUCGUAGGAAAGCCGUCAACUUUUAUGAUGGACUACCUAUCAAACAAGUUUGGGAUUCUCAAGUCACAAAUAUGCAUGGUCGGAGAUCGAUUGGAUACCGAUAUCCUGUUUGGACAAAAUGGUGGCUGUAAAACUCUCCUUGUUCUAUCAGGUGUUACCAACCUUCAAAUGCUUCAAAGCCCUGACAACAACAUACAACCAGAUUUCUACACCAACAAAGUUUCAGACUUCCUCACUCUUAAAGCUGCAGCAGUCUGAUUCAAAGUUCUUGUUAUUUAUAAGCUGCCAAAUUUGCAGCCAUUUUUUUUUAACAAAAUGAAUGGAAUAAUAUAUUGUGAAAGUAAUUUGUCAAAUAGCCAAUAUAACAGCUUUUAGGAUGUGCAUGCAAAUGUUAUAACCAUGAUUUUGAGUUCAA